CAGAAUCUGAAAAUAAUUUUCAUCAUGAGAUACCAUAUGGUACAGAAAACCGGCUAGUUAUACCUCGACUAUGAAGAGUUUAGCAAUAAUCUUGAAUGGUAGUUCGAGUAUUCGUUCAUUCGUGACGGUGCAGUGUAUCACUAAAUUGGUUGAACACCUCUAAAAGAUGGAACGAAGUCCAACAGUGGGAGUACAAUUCUGUUUUAUUACCAAUGACAAUAUAGAUUCGUUGUUAGAUAGGUUGUGAUGAGAGCCUGAAAAUAUUUAAUAACUGAUUGUGGGAGCUUUUCCACUAACGGUAUUUGCGAUAAUCGCGUUUUCGUCGCUUUGUGACAUGUGUAAGUACAUAAUCACCUGUACUGGCCAUACUCACAUUGUAGCAUUGUGAAUGUUAUCAUAAGCACGUAUGAUAUUUGGCAUCGUAUUACUGACGGCAUACACGAUUUAAUCAUAGUAAGUCUUCGUGGGUAGAAGAAUCAUUGACGUCUAUUUGCUGAUGGAUACUUUCAAGUCACAGUUAUCCAAAAUUCGCGAGAGCGGUAUUUUGCUGGGGACGUUCACCGUCCAAAUGAAGGAUAAAUUGAUUGCAACAGAUUCAUCCAUCGGGCAAGUGAAUAAUAAUAUUGACUAAUUGAUAAAAUGUCUCCAUUCGAGUAGGUAUAAAACGAUACUUAGAGUUCUUGCUAUAAUUGUGCGACGAAGUAAUCAGUUGGGCUUCAGAUUCGAGUUUGAGAUGAUUUUUAUUUUCAACAUUUCGAUGAGUUUUUAAUCAAUUGUGGAAUUCUUUGAGAUCUGAAUGAUUUCAAUCGCCUUUUCAAUGGCUCGUGGCGAGUGACUUGCGGUAGAAUCUUUCGGAACUACCCUUCCGCCACUCAUCAAAGGUAUAUUGGUGUGAAACGAGACUUCACGAAGAUAGAUUUCAAAUAUCUUGCGUCUAUUUGAAUUUUCGUUGGGCCACAAAUUUUUCCAUUCAAUAUUGCACGAGCGAAUAACGUGAUCUCAUGCAGAACCUCAUUAAAACGAAUAAGUACGUUAUUUUCGAAUUUGGGUUCAAACUCGGCUGAAUUAUGGAGAAAAUCGUCGGAGAAAGAAAUCUUCAGGUGCAGGAAUCUAUUGAACUCUCUGCAUCUACUGUCGAAGAAAGAGCCGAAAAUGAGAAUGAUGAAUCAUAUGAAUUCCCUGAGAUUGAUAACAUAAGUUGGUAUACCUUGAGGAUCUAUGUUAUCAUAAGUCUUCCGCUCCUGGUGUCUGCCGGUUUUACAUUGAGCUACGCAUUCACAACCGGAACAAUCAGCUAUAGGUGUUUUGUGCCAGAAUGCGAAGAUCUUACGGACACCAUUAUUUACCCAUCCUGGUUGUCGAGCGCAGUUCCAUACGAAAAUGACAAGCCGGCAAGUUGCACACGUUUCACAGUUCUGAACGUCACGGACUCGUGUUCGACGACCGUGUUCACCGAAGGAAUUGAACGCUGCGAUUCCUGGGUUUAUGACACCGACGAACGCACUAUUCUCAAUGAAUGGGAUCUUACUUGCGACAAUAAUCAAUGGAUGUUAACGUUACCGGGUACAGUGAAUAACGUUGGACAAUUUGUUGGCCUGAUUUUCACCGGUUAUUUUUCGGAUAAGUACGGCCGACGAAACGUAUUGGCAUUUUUAUCAGUGGCGUGUGGAAUAUGUGGAGUGAUUCAAGCCAUGUCCGUUAAUUACGCGAUGUUCGUCACUUUCGAGUUUCUGACUGCAGUUUUUGGUGCAGGUAUCUACAGUGCCGGAUUCAUAUUGGGGAUGGAGUUAGUGGGCCCGAAAAGUAGGGUACUGAUAAGCAACGUAAUCUGUUGCAUGUAUUCAAGCGGAGCAGCCCUUUUAGCAUUGAGUGCAAUGUGGCUGCGAAAUUGGCGUUUUGUACUUGUUUCCUUUUACGCUCCAGCACUUCUAGCGAUAUUUGUAACCUGCCUAGUUCCUGAAUCUGUGAGGUGGCUCCUAGGCAAGGGUAGAGUAGCAGAGGCUGAAAAAGUAUUAUAUAAGAUUGCUGCAGAAAAAGGAAUCCAAGUUUCACCAAAGUCAAUUGAUGUGAUCAAGAAUCUCGGGGAAAAGAAAAAUGAAACGAAAACUAAAAGGUCGAAAUUAGCGGUUACAACUCCGGUCAGAGAAGUAUUGAAAAACAGAAAACUUUUAACUCGAUUAGUGGUCUGUGCUUUUUGCUGGAUCGCCAACGUUUUCGUAUACUAUGGAUUAUCCCUCCAUUCGGUUGCGGUUUCGGGAGAUAAGUUCAUUAAUUUUAUUUUCGUUAGUUUGGUCGAAAUUCCAGCUCAGCUUUUCAGUUGGAUUCUAGUGGAGCAUGUCGGACGUAAGCCCACGCUCACCGGCUCCUUCUUCCUCGGUGGUUUAUUCUGUAUUCUCACACCGUUUGUCCCAGAAGACUUGUGGUAUGUUCCGUUGAUCGUUUUUCUCGGUGGUAAAUUUUGCAUCACAGUUGCCUUCUGCACACUUUACGUAUUCACCGCGGAGUUCUUCCCAACGCCAGUCCGGCAUUCUUUACUUGGUCUCUGCAGCAUGACGGCUCGCGUCGGAUCGAUGGUGGCACCUCAAAUGCCUCUUCUAGCUAAUUUAAUGCCGUCGUUACCACUACUGUUAUUUGGAGGUACAUCAAUUAUAGCCGGUGGCUUAUCAUUGGGAUUCCCGGAAACAAUGGGGAUUGAACUUCCGGAAACCGUUCAUGCGGCAGUGAAUAUUGGAACCUGAAAACUGGCAAGAAACGUAGUAUUGCCGACAUCACGUUAUUUCAAAGUAAAAAAAGGCUCAGAGUAUCAUACAUGGACGGUUGGUUACGAAAACCAGUUUGUUCGAUGAAUAUUGAUAUUAAUUGAUAUCGCACCCAAUUAAAAUGGCUAGGCGAUAAUUCGUCCUAGCAUACUUCAAAUCCAGGUUCAAUAAAAUGAAGAACUUGCACAAGCGGGGUAAUAUUUCUUUCUCGGUAAAAAAAAAUUCUCAAGAUGCGACGUUGAUGGACUUUCGAAAACUGUUGAUAUUACCACAGGCAUUGCAGGCGGCAACAGAAUAAUAGACGUUUGGUGCUCCAAAUACUUUGACUUUGAGCAAGAAUGCUAUCUGAUACUACACACGGGUAUCUGUGUUAUCUAUCUUAAUGUGAGCUACUUCAAGCCAUAGUGCAACCAUGAUAGUAAUCGUCACGAAUUAUCACCUCUUAUCAUUCGCAUUUAAUAGCUUUACUAUCGGCAACAUUGUCACAUAAUUAAAUCCAAAUCGUUUGAAUCUAGCGUCAAAUUGACAUGAGCGUAGUCCUUUCGCAGUUCAAGGAAUUAUUACGAGAUAUACAUAAUAUUACUACACGUGCCGAAGAAAAAUUGGGUAGGGCCCAUUUGUACACGUUUAAACUGCACAAAUAAAAAUUAGUGCACGUAAAAUUGGUACACCCUGAGUUUAAACUUGUACAAACUCUGUACUAUUAACAAAUUUACUCAAGAAGAAAUUUUUCAAGAUAGUCAAACGGAUAAUAAUGUUUGCCUGCCCAUCUGCUCUAGCCCGUCGUGUCAACUUUCAACGGAACGACCCUAUACAUACUGUAGUUGUAUGUAUAACUACAUACGCGUAUAUUCCGCGUUAGCGUAGAUAUGGCGUUUGUAUCAACUGAAACCCAAUUUUACACAAUAGUAGGAAUAAAAUCAUCUAAUAAAUGUGCACCAAAUGUAAUCGUUGGUUCGGGCAUCAGAAUCGACAUCACUUUGUUGGAAGAACAUAAAAUUUUCUUUCAA
This is a messenger RNA of Athalia rosae (coleseed sawfly), 3769 nucleotides long. Its product is annotated as solute carrier family 22 member 21-like. Gene Ontology annotation, biological process: transmembrane transport. Bases 1068 to 2738 code for a protein of 556 amino acids. NCBI's taxonomy places the organism in Eukaryota, Metazoa, Arthropoda, Insecta, Hymenoptera, Athaliidae. The transcript is spliced from 10 exons. Gene Ontology annotation, molecular function: transmembrane transporter activity. The record is from RefSeq and is a predicted model, not a curated record. Gene Ontology annotation, cellular component: membrane.